Molecule: messenger RNA, 4645 nt
Organism: Lagopus leucura (white-tailed ptarmigan)
Lineage: Eukaryota; Metazoa; Chordata; Aves; Galliformes; Phasianidae
Gene: NEDD4L
Product: NEDD4 like E3 ubiquitin protein ligase
Exons: 27
Coding region: 163-3951 (1262 amino acids)
Biological process (GO): ubiquitin-dependent protein catabolic process; regulation of dendrite morphogenesis
Molecular function (GO): protein binding; sodium channel inhibitor activity; ubiquitin protein ligase activity
Source: RefSeq, a predicted model, not a curated record
GCCACUUGGGCUAUUUCUGCUAUCUGUCGCUAUCAGUGCUGCAGUGCUAACAGUUUGGCAGAUGGGACACUUUUUCUUGGAGUUUAUGUCUUUGGUUUUUAACUUCUGGCAGCGCCUGAAUUGUUGCCGUUCUCCCUCUCCUUUUCUUCUCUCUGUAAAACCAUGGCCCAUCGGCUGCGGUUUCAUUUUGGCUCUGGACGAAGCAACACAGCCCCCGAAUCCGAGAUCCUCGACCGGGAGAGAGAAGAUGACUUUUUCAUGGCAUUCCACACUUUGCCGAGAAGAAGCAGCCCUCACGCUUUCUCCCGACACGGAGCAGAUUACGGCGGAGGCAGCGAUUUCCAAGAAGUGGGCUCCUUGAAAAGGAGCACCUCCAUGUUUAUUCCCCAGCUGCUGAACAGCAUCAGCGCACGUCCCACAAGAAGCUCCUCGAUGCAGAUCUCUCUCCAGCGCAAGGCUGCAGAUGAGUGCGCGACCCCGGAGACCCCCGAGGAGACUCCCCUGUGCAAAGCCUCAGAUGUUAGGGAGCAUUAUGCGUCCCCCAUUGAAAACCAUUCCUCCUCUCAGAGCAGCCCAGAGGCGACUCCUGAGGAUUCUCCACCCAGGCAGACGGAGGAGUUGGGGCAGCAGAUGAAUGGAACUCUUCGCUGUAACCGUAGGAUAUUCCGUACUAUUCCUCCUAAUAACCAGAGCGACGAUGCUCUGUCCACCGCCCAUGAGAACGAGGCAAAGGAAACAGCUUCAGGUCUGAACAUCAGCGGCGUGAGGAUUCAGCAUCGUGCUUCGAGCGCCGAUGUGCCUCAGGUUACUCUGCUGCCCUUUGGUUCCGAGGCUCAAAAUAAUGCUCCCACCCCUGAGCCCCGGCGCUGGUCUCUGCAGCACGUGCCAGACAUGUCAGCAAAUUCGGGGAAAAAGUUCUUUGUUCUCCAGUUACAGCAGCCGCAGGCGAGUGGUACAGGUGGUGAGUAUAACUUCGGCUUUACUGGGACAAAAGGGGACAGACUGGUCAGGUACCCACGCAUUCAGCUGGAGAGGAGCGCUUCCUACCCCGUCCAACCACGGCCGGAGGAAAUCCGCCCUGCAGGUGAUGGGCGGACUUCAGAACUGCAUGGAAGCGGCAGGAGCGGGUCAGAAAUAUCCAGAAGCAAUUCAGUAGAGAAGAUUCCUCAGGGGAAGGGAUGCCUGUUUAAAAUCAGACCAGAUCAAAACACGAGGCAGCAGCACUUCCGAAUCCUUGUCACCCGUAAUCCCGAGGAGCAAAGUCCAGUUGUUGGUGCAGAGUGUCGUGGCACCCCUGGUCCUGCGGCAGCCAGCACCACGACUAGAGACGACUUCCUGGGCCAGGUGGAUGUGCCUCUUAGCCACCUUCCGACUGAAGACCCAACCAUGGAAAGGCCAUAUACAUUUAAGGAUUUCCUUCUCAGACCAAGAAGUCACAAGUCUCGUGUAAAGGGUUUCUUGAGACUGAAGAUGGCUUACAUGCCUAAGAAUGGUGGCCAAGAGGAAGAAAAUAGCGAUCAAAGGGAUGAGUCUGAGCACGGAUGGGAUGUGGUUGAUUCCAACGACUCUGCGUCUCAGCGCCAGGAGGAGUUGCCACCUCCUCCACUGCCUCCUGGGUGGGAGGAAAAGGUUGACAACCUGGGGCGGACUUACUAUGUCAACCACAACAACAGAACCACGCAAUGGCACCGACCAAGUUUGAUUGAUGUGGGAUCUGAUUCAGAUAACAACAUCAGACAAAUAAACCAUGAAGCAGCCCAUAGGCGGUUUCGCUCUCGAAGACACAUUAGUGAGGAUUUGGAACCGGAACCUAUGGAGACUGGAGACAUUCCUGAGCCUUGGGAAGCCAUUUCAGAGGAGGCGAGUGCAACUGGGGAUUCUUUAAGCUUAUCGUUGCCACCACCUCCUGCAUCUCCUGUGUCCCGUAGCAGUCCUCAGGAGCUAUCUGAGGAACUGAACAGAAGGCUUCAGAUCACUCCAGACUCUAAUGGGGAACAGCUGAGUUCUUUGAUUCAAAGAGAUCCUUCCUCAAGACUGAGAUCUUGCAGUGUAACAGAUACAGUUGCUGAACAGUCUCAAUUAUCUUUGCAGAGUGGCCAAUCUAGGAGAGCUCGUUCUUCAACUGUCACAGGUGGUGAGGAACCAACGCCUUCAGUGGCCUAUGUCCACACCACGCCGGGCUUACCUUCAGGUUGGGAGGAAAGAAAGGAUGCAAAGGGCCGUACUUACUAUGUGAAUCACAACAAUCGCACCACAACCUGGACACGGCCCAUCAUGCAGCUUGCAGAAGAUGGCAUGGUUGGGUCAGCAGCAAACAGCAACAACCAUCUGAGUGAGCCGCAGAUCAGACGGCCCCGCAGCCUCAGUUCACCCACGGUCACCUUGUCUGCUCCCCUCGAGGGCAUGAAGGACUCCCCGGUGCGCAGAGCUGUGAAGGACACCCUUUCCAACCCGCAGUCUCCGCAGCCCUCUCCCUACAACUCUCCCAAACCACAGCACAAAGUUGCGCAGAGCUUCCUCCCUCCUGGCUGGGAGAUGCGGAUAGCACCCAACGGCAGGCCCUUCUUCAUCGAUCACAAUACUAAAACUACUACCUGGGAAGAUCCACGGCUGAAAUUUCCAGUGCAUUUGAGAACAAAAGCUUCUUUGAACCCCAAUGAUUUGGGCCCCCUUCCUCCUGGUUGGGAAGAAAGGAUACAUUUGGAUGGAAGAACAUUUUAUAUAGAUCAUAAUAAUAAAAUUACCCAGUGGGAAGACCCCAGACUGCAGAACCCAGCAAUUACUGGUCCUGCGGUUCCGUAUUCUAGGGAGUUCAAACAGAAGUAUGACUAUUUCAGGAAGAAGUUGAAGAAACCCGCUGAUAUACCAAACAGAUUUGAGAUGAAGCUACACAGGAAUAAUAUUUUUGAGGAGUCCUACAGAAGAAUUAUGUCUGUGAAAAGACCUGAUGUACUGAAGGCCAGGCUCUGGAUUGAAUUUGAGUCAGAAAAAGGACUUGACUAUGGAGGUGUGGCCAGAGAGUGGUUUUUUCUCUUGUCCAAGGAGAUGUUCAACCCUUAUUAUGGUCUUUUUGAAUAUUCAGCAACGGACAACUACACGCUUCAGAUUAACCCCAAUUCAGGUCUUUGUAAUGAAGAUCACCUUUCUUAUUUCACAUUUAUUGGACGAGUGGCUGGCCUGGCAGUGUAUCAUGGGAAGCUGCUGGAUGGCUUCUUCAUCAGACCUUUUUACAAGAUGAUGCUGGGGAAGCCAAUAACGCUGAAAGACAUGGAAUCAGUGGACAGUGAAUACUACAACUCCUUGAAGUGGAUCCUGGAGAAUGACCCUACGGAGCUGGAUCUCAUGUUCUGCAUAGAUGAGGAAAACUUUGGACAGACGUAUCAAGUCGACCUGAAGCCAAAUGGGUCAGAAAUCAUGGUAACAAAUGAGAACAAAAGGGAAUACAUCGACCUGGUAAUCCAGUGGAGAUUUGUAAACAGAGUUCAAAAACAAAUGAAUGCUUUCUUGGAGGGAUUCACAGAACUUCUUCCUAUCGAUCUGAUUAAAAUUUUUGAUGAAAAUGAACUAGAGUUACUGAUGUGUGGCCUUGGGGAUGUUGACGUUAACGACUGGAGACAACACACAAUCUACAAAAAUGGCUACUGCCCAAAUCAUCCUGUCAUCCAGUGGUUCUGGAAGGCUGUUCUACUGAUGGAUGCAGAAAAACGCAUUCGGUUACUGCAGUUUGUUACUGGGACGUCACGAGUGCCUAUGAAUGGAUUUGCUGAACUUUACGGUUCAAACGGUCCUCAGCUGUUUACAAUAGAGCAAUGGGGAACUCCUGAUAAACUGCCCAGAGCUCACACAUGCUUUAAUCGCUUAGACUUACCUCUUUAUGAAUCCUUCGACGACCUGCGAGAGAAGCUCCUGAUGGCAGUUGAAAAUGCACAAGGAUUUGAAGGAGUGGAUUAGGGCACUGCUUCCCACCUUUCGGCGCGUUCUGCUGCGCUUCCACUCCUCCACGUUGGACUCUGACUGUGGCAGAACCGUUGCACAGCGCUGGUUCCUGGAGCAAACUCUUCGACAGUGCGUGGCCUAAAUGCAGAAUCUUGAACUCUGGUCUGUGGAAGGCUUUUUUGGCAUUUCCACAGCCAGUUACUAUGGGGUUAUAUGUACUCUGAUUACAUUUCAGCAGGACUUACUGUAUUUAUGUUGUGCCUCUGUAGGCUGAGCCCUUAAUAAAAAUUUUACAUAAUUUCUAAUGACAAUGAAUGAAAUUAAUCAUUUUACAGGGAUAGUGUUACAGCUCAUGUUUACUUUUUAAUUGAUUUAGACAUUUUCAGAUUAUAUUUCAUUGCAAUUAAAUUUCAUGUACGUGGGGGAUAAAUGAGCAUUUUUUCUUAAUUUCUUACCAGACUUGAUGCCAGUGUCAUUUUUUUCAAGCUCAUUUUGAGCCUUGUGUUCCCAAACUCUUAGGAAAAUAGGAGAUAGUUAUCUUGGAAUUCUUCUCUAUAUUGGCUAUAUCAAGAGCACAUAAAUAUUUUUCUGUAUCUGGAAGAGGUAUGGAUUCUAUGUUGCAUUUUUGUAUAAAUAAUAGUUAUGAGUCGAGGGACAGUCAUAACAUAGCAUGCCAAAUCUCAUGUUCAAUAAAGAAAUUGCCUCAUUA